GCAGGUGGAGCCAGCAUGGAGGUGACAGGGACGCAGUUUCACCGCUACUCAAAGUGACGAGCGCAGGACAAGAAUGAAACUGCGCUAAUACCCUGGGUGUCAAGUAAUAGCACAGCUGCCGGCUUCAGUCACCCAGAUAGCCUGAAACCACGCUAGACCAAGCAAUCGAAAUAACUAAUCAAUAAAAUAACAAUAUGAGUUCUUCCUCGGGUCUGGUGUCGGUGGAUUACGAGGUGUUUGGAGAAGUGCAAGGGGUUUUCUUCAGAAAGCACACGGAGGAUCAGGGGAAGAAGCUGAAGCUGGUGGGCUGGGUGAAGAACACGUCCCGGGACACUGUGGUGGGACAGGUGCAGGGGCCGAGGGAGACCGUCCAAAUCAUGAAGAACUGGCUGCGUACUGUGGGCAGCCCCAUGUCCCGGAUUGACAAAGUCACGUUUACCAACGAGACACAGAUCUCAGCGCUGGAGUUCAGCAGCUUCACUACCAGAUACUGAGGAAGCAGGCUUCUUGAGGACCCCCUCCCACCCUCUACAAAGCAAUUCAUAAUAAGGGCAGGAAUUCUCAGUGAAACAAACUUCAUUUAACAGCGAUGCAAUGGUUUGGAUAAUCUGAUGACAGCAAAACUGCUUAUUUGAGUUUCCCCAUUUAAAAAAAUAUACCGUAUUCCUUCAGGUUUAAGACACGCUUUUUAGAUCAAUUUUUUUCUUUUCGAAAAUGAUCCUACGUCUUAAAUUCCAGGACACUUAUGCGUGUGUUAAAAUUGCCAACACAAGACUGCCAGACAAACAUCAACAAAAACGUCAUUGCCUGAUCUAGAAUGAUCAAUUUUCUCAAAUUGAGGGGUGGGAAAUUUUGGUCUGGGUCUUAAAUUCGAGGGCGUCUUAAAUUCCAAGGAAUACGGUAAUACAGCACCUUUAGAUAAAUACAGCGCUGCACUGACCAGCAAAUACCUGAGAUCGAGGGCAGAAAGCGACCCGCCCACACCAAGAUAGGUUAACAAGUAGAAUAACAGAGGGGUUUGGCUAAUUAAAGGGUUACUGUAACACAUGCUCAUAUUGACGAGCUUGAUCAAGUUGUUAAAAUGUUCUUUCCUUGAAUAAAAGGAUUCCACAGAAUAAAAUGCAACUGCAUUGCAGGAUGCAGAUAAGCGCUGUUGAAAUGAUAUUUCAUGUUCGCUUCAGUUAAUCCAAGCGCUUCGUAUUUGAAAAGAUUAAACAUGUUUGUAGCUGCAUCACUGAUCUUGUUGCAGGAGAUCCAGCUUCGAGGUAAUAAGAUGCAGUCUCCUCACAAAUAAAGAAAAAAGUGAAAAAUGCAAUCUCCCCCAACCCACAUGUCAGUCGUGUGAUUUGAUUUC
This is a messenger RNA of Polyodon spathula (Mississippi paddlefish), 1354 nucleotides long. RefSeq names its product acylphosphatase-2-like. Lineage: Eukaryota; Metazoa; Chordata; Actinopteri; Acipenseriformes; Polyodontidae. The record is from RefSeq and is a predicted model, not a curated record. Gene Ontology annotation, molecular function: acylphosphatase activity. The transcript is spliced from 4 exons. Bases 195 to 494 code for a protein of 99 amino acids.